CCAUUAUUCUUCCUUCCCUCUCUCUCUCUCUCUCUCUCUCUCCUCCCCACCGCCCCACGCUCUUCCCCCUCCUCCCUCGUCGACGGUGACCCCAGCGGAGCAGCGUGGAUACCUCGCCGGGGAGAUCUGUCUGCCGUCUCUACGGGCAGGUAUGAAAGCUGGAGCGUGGUUACUGGCAAGGUGCGGCUGCAUUCGGCUUCCCGCUCAUGCUCCUCCACGCGCGCGCCCGGCCUCCCUACAAGGCUCUGGCUCUGAAGACCUCUGAAGACUAAGCCCAAGCUCCCUGCGCUGCAGGCUGCUGCGCAAGCGGCCGAACCUUCCUGCCGCCGAUACUCCCUGCGCUGCAUCAUCCUCUGUCUAGUGCUGCCGCUGCCAGCGCUUCUCAUCCUCACUCUGGUGGAGUGGAGAUCCGUCCGGGCGUGGACUGAUUUCUUCUUUUCUGGUCAGAUGUUGGAGCUCAGGUAGUAGCCAACGAUGGAAGCAAUGGAGGCUGAAGAAGGUCCUUUUCUGGCUAAUGAUGCCAAGUUGCACGCAGGAAUCUGUAGAGCAUUUCAUCCUUCUGUAUCUAAGCUUUCCGCCAUUUUCCCCUUUAUCGAAGCAUCAAGACCCAGAAGCAAGUCUGGUAUACAGGCAUUGUGUUCACUACAUGUAGCUCUUGAUAAAGCCAAAGGGCUUCUACAACAUUGUGCAGACUGCAGCAGGCUCUAUUUGGCCAUCACUUCGGAAACUGUGCUUUUAAAGUUUGAGAAGUCUAGAAGCCAGCUUCAGGAGAGUCUAAGGCGGACUGGAAGCAUAGUAACGGAAGAUAUCGGCUGUAAGAUUGUGGAGAUUGUUGGUGAGCUGGAGGAAAUUGUUUUUACAUUGGAUAGAUCAGAGAAGGAAGCUGGUGACGAGCUUAUCAAUUUGCUCCAGAGAAACAAUAAAACAAAUGGUUCCAGUGAUAGUGGCGAGCUUGAGGUCUUCCAUAUGUCUGCUCUUAAAUUGGGAAUUACAUCUUCUAGGGCAGCACUCACGGAGAGAAGAGCCCUUAAGAAGCUAAUUGAGAAGGCUCGUUCUGAUGAAGACAAGCGGAAGGAGCUUGUUGUGUCAUACUUGUACAAUCUCAUGAGGAAGUACUCAAAGUUCUUCAGAAGUGAGACUGGUGAUGAUACAGAUUCUCAGGGAUCGUCUCCAUGCUCACCAACAGUAUUAGGUAUGGAUGAUAUGUAUGGGCCGUACAGCAAUGGUCGGGCAUUCAGUAGACAGCUUUCGAGCAUUCAGUCGUUCAAUUCGAGGUUUGGAUCUUUCAAUUCUAGGCUUGGAUCAUUCAAUUGCAGACGUGGUGGUGGUCCAAGGUCUGAGAAUAUGUCAAUCCCUCCUGAAGAGCUUAGGUGCCCUAUUUCCUUACAACUGAUGUAUGAUCCAGUCAUCAUUUCAUCUGGGCAGACUUAUGAGCGUAUUUGCAUUGAGAAAUGGUUCAAUGAUGGUCACAGCACAUGUCCUAAAACACAGCAGCAACUUGCCCACCUGUCAUUGACUCCAAACUACUGUGUUAAGGCCUUGAUUGCCAGCUGGUGUGAGCAGAACGAAUUUCCAGUUCCUGAUGGUCCACCAGGAACUUUCGAUGUAAAUUGGAGGCUUGCUUUCUCUGACACUGAGGCUACAGGUUGUGUGUCUGUUGAAAGUUUUGAUUGUACCAAUGCAAAGAGUGUCAAGAUUGUCCCAAUGGAGAAUGUUAGAAAGGAGGAGCCAGCAAACAGUGAAUCGGGAACGCUGGAUGACAGCUCUUGUAACGAUUUCGAGUUGAACGAGGGCUAUGGGAACUUGCUGCUCUUGCUUCAUGAAAGAAGUAACAUGAACAAGCAGUGCAGGUUGGUGGAGCAGAUAAGGUAUCUUUUGAAAGAUGACGAGGAAGCAAGGAUCCAGCUGGGCUCGAAUGGUUUUGCCGAGGCACUGGUUGAGUUCUUGAGGAAUGCUGUGAAUGAUGGAAAUGAGAAGGCACAAGAAGUUGGUGCAAUGGCUCUUUUCAAUCUUGCAGUCAACAAUAACAGAAACAAGGGACUCCUGUUAUCUGCUGGAGUCGCCAAUCUACUUGAGCAGAUGAUAUCAAAUCCACGCCUAUCUGGUCCUGCUACAGCACUCUACCUUAAUCUUUCCUGCCUUCCUGAUGCAAAGGCCAUCAUCGGUUCGAGCCAGGCCGUGCCAUUCCUAGUCGACCGUCUGUAUAGCCAAGAUGCCAGCGACACAAAAGGCAGCUCCUGCAAGCAUGACGCCCUGUACACACUGUACAACCUCUCAAACCACCAGGCCAGCGUCCCGGCGCUUCUAGCUGCAGGCAUUGUGGAUGCUCUCCAUUGCCUCGUCACGGAAUCUCCAGAGUCGGAGGGGCUUGGUUGGACAGAGAAGGCUCUCGCAGUGCUCAUCAGCCUCGCGGCCACCCAAGCUGGCAGGAAGGAGAUCAUGUCCACCCCUGGUUUGGUCAGCACGCUAGCGACGCUGCUAGACACAGGUGAGCCGACAGAGCAGGAGCAGGCAGUGUCGUGCCUCCUGGUGAUGUGCAGCGCCGACGACAAGUGCAUCCCGCCAGUGCUCCAGGAAGGGGUGGUCCCAUCGCUGGUCUCCAUCUCGGCGGCCGGGACAGGGAGGGGCAGGGAGAAGGCCCAGAAGCUCCUGAAGUUGUUCAGGGAACAGAGGCAGCGGGACGCGCCGCUGCCCCAGCAGCCCCAGCACCAGCAGCAGCAGCUGCUGCAGAGCCAGCUGGUGGAGGGCGGGAACGGCGGUGGCGGUGGCGCUAUCGUGUGCCACCGGGAAUCGAAGCCGCUGUGCAAGUCCAAGUCCAGGAAGCUGGGCAGGACGCUGAGCUCGCUGUGGAAGAACAGGGGCUUCUCGCUGUACCAGUGCAAAAAUUUUGGCCGAGCGAGAGAGGCCCCGCCCCCCGCGGAAAAAGGCGUGCGCUGCGCACACCACGGCCGCGAGAGAAUCCAAUUCCAAUUCCAGCCCCACGUCCCCUCCUCUGCUCGCUUUGUUUUACAUUCCAUUCCAUCCCAUCCCAUUUUGCAGCUCCUUCCGUGCUCGCUGCGUCCUCCUGCUUCCCACCCUUCCGUGCCCGGCACCGGCAGCCGGCAGGGGCAGGAGGAGAGGGUCGCCAGUUCGCCGCCGUCCCGGCACCGGCGGAUGUCGGAUCGGGAGCUCCGUCCUCUGCGCUCCAUCAGAAUCACAGGGGACGGUCGAUGCCUGUUCAGGUCCGUCGCUUAUGGUGCCUGCUUGAGGAGAGAAAAGCAUGCACCGAGCGACAGCGCCCAGAAGGAACUGGCUGACGAGCUUCGAGCCAAAGUAGCUGACGAGUUUGUCAAGAGAAGAGGAGACACUGAAUGGUUCCUUGAAGGCAACUUUGAGAAUUAUGUGAGACAGAUGAGAAAGCCUCAUGCUUGGGGAGGAGAACCUGAGCUGUUCAUGUGUUCCCAUGUUCUCAGGAUGCCCAUUACCGUCUACAUGUAUACAAGCAGCUCUGAUGGCCCUAGGAUCAUAGCAGAAUAUGGCCAGGAAUAUGGAAUGGACGAUCCAGUCCGCGUUCUCUAUGAUGGUUAUGGGCACUACGACGCCCUUCAGCCAUCUGUUGUAAGGACACAAUCAAGACUGCGAGGUGUGUAGAUAACCGGGGACUGCGUUACCUAAGCUUCUUCUAUAGGACAGCUGCAUAACUGUGAACAGCUCAAGAUUUAACGAUGCUAUUUUGCUCCAAUUCGACACAACCAUAGAGCAAAUACGAAAUUAUACCUGGCUUGACUGUACCAACCUGUUCUGUUCUUCAAUGUUUGAUGUAUAAAUAAAUAAAAAAAAACUCGAGAACGAGUCAGAAAAUCAGUUGAGCUGCAUCAAGUGGUCGUGUAAAGUUUCUUCAAUCAUUUUGCGCAACAGAAUGGCUCUAGAGGGUUGGUA
Messenger RNA from Sorghum bicolor (sorghum), 3918 nucleotides. Its product is annotated as U-box domain-containing protein 45. Gene Ontology annotation, biological process: protein ubiquitination. Gene Ontology annotation, molecular function: ubiquitin-protein transferase activity; protein binding. Bases 475 to 3630 code for a protein of 1051 amino acids. Gene Ontology annotation, cellular component: nucleus; cytoplasm. Lineage: Eukaryota; Viridiplantae; Streptophyta; Magnoliopsida; Poales; Poaceae. The transcript is spliced from 12 exons. The record is from RefSeq and is a predicted model, not a curated record.